AUGGCGUCGCGAGCAAAAAGUGCAUCGCGUGACGUCAUUGUGCGAGACCGCACGUCGCGGGACGCCAUGACGCCGUACGCCGCGUUCAUGUCGCUCGUCGAGCGCAACGCGGUCCCGGACGCGAUCUUGCGGGCGGGGAUACGGAGAAACCUGAGGAAUAAGUGUUUACGGACGUUUGACGACGUGGAGGAUGCGAUGGAGCGAGAGAUGGAAUUCAUCGAAGAUUUGCGCUCGAGAUCGAAGAUCGCGAUCGAGACGGCGGCGGCGAACGAACAGCACUACGAGGUGCCGACGGCGUUUUACGAUCUGUGCCUCGGUGGGCGGAAGAAGUACUCGUGCUGCUUGUACGAGGAUUUGAAGCGGACGACGCUGGACGAGGCGGAGACGGCGAUGUUGGAGAAAUACGCGGAGAGGGCAGAGUUGAGUGAUGGAAUGUCCAUCUUAGAGCUCGGAUGUGGAUGGGGAUCGCUGUCGUUGUUCUUGGCGGAGAAGUACCCGAACUCAAAGGUGGUCGGGGUGUCGAACUCGAGGACGCAGAAGGAACACAUCGACGCCAAGGCGCGCGAGCUCGGGUUGAAGAACCUCGAGAUUAUCACAAAGGAUGUGAACGAUUUCACGCCGCCGAACGCGGGGACGUACGAUCGAAUCAUGUCGAUCGAAAUGUUCGAGCAUAUGAAGAACUACGACGUCCUGUUCGCUCGUUGCGAGCAGUGGUUGAAGGUUGGCGGGAAGAUGUUUGUGCACAUUUUCUGUCACGCGUACUACCCGUUCCAUUACGACGUCGAAGACGAGACGGAUUGGAUGAGCAAGUACUUCUUCUCGGGAGGGACGAUGCCAACGGAUAGAAUGUUCGCGUACUUUGCGCGAAAGCUCCACCUCAAGCGCCAAUGGCGAGUGAACGGGAAGCACUACUCUCGCACGUGCGAGGAUUGGCUGAAAUUGUUGGAUGCAAACUACAAGAAAGGUUUGGUUGCACCCAUCCUGGACGAGACGUACGGUCGCGAGAACCGAACGAAGUGGUACGUGUACUGGCGUCUCUUCUUUCUGUCGUGCUCUGAGCUGUUCAACUACAAUAACGGCAACGAGUGGUACAUUUCGCAUUAUUUGCUCGAGAAGCUCCCGUGA
Molecule: messenger RNA, 1125 nt
Organism: Ostreococcus tauri
Lineage: Eukaryota; Viridiplantae; Chlorophyta; Mamiellophyceae; Mamiellales; Bathycoccaceae
Product: Mycolic acid cyclopropane synthase
Exons: 1
Coding region: 1-1125 (374 amino acids)
Source: RefSeq, a predicted model, not a curated record